AUGCCACCGGCGCGGCUACGAACUUUGAGCCUCAGCCCGUCGCGCAGGAAAUCAGCGCGAUUCUCUUCCGACUCCGACCACUCCGACCCCGAUUCCACCAUGGCCCAAUCCAGACCUUCGUCCAUGGCGAUACCGCCACCCUCAUUGCGAGACAUUCUGUCCAACACUGCGCCCCCACCAUAUACUUUUGGCGCCUUCCUUGCCUUCCUGUCCCACAACCACUGUCUCGAGACGCUCGAGUUCACCCUUGGUGCUGACCAGUAUCGCAAGGCGUAUAACGACAUCAUGCUCGGGAGAUGCCGUCCUACACCUGAUGGUCUCCACCAGCUGCGAUCCAUGUGGGAGAAGCUCAUGAAUGCGUAUAUCCGGCCCAACAGCAGCCACGAAGUCAACCUUCCGGCUCACGUCCGCGACCGGCUAGUGCAGCUCUCUUGCGCUGAGCAACCGCCGUGCCCCUCGGAGCUUGACCAGGCAGUGGCUUACACCUAUGAUCUCAUGGAAGGUUCGAUACUCGGACCCUUCUUGGAAUCACUAGCGCCGACCCCUUCGCCUGCGCCUGCGUCUACUCACCCUACUUCUUCUCACUCAACAACACACUCACACUCACACUCACAUUCUCACUCCCACUCUCACUCUCUCUCCCAUUCCCGCUCGUACUGGAAGGACUUGGUACACGAUCCCAGACGCGCACACGGUGGAGCCUCACCUCCUCCUCAGCAUGAUGGCCAGCAGUCGAACCGAUCAUCAAAGACCAGCGGCCUUCUUCCUCUGCACACUUUCGGGUGGCAGAGCGAGACCUCCAGCCGAUCGGCUUCCUCAUCAACCGUGGCCGACUCACCUAUCGACGGCUUUACUGAUGACAGCAGUUCCGGUUAUCCUUCUGGAAACGAGCCCAUGACGCCGCCCACCACACCGCCUAGCGCCGACUGGACCUUUGGCACCUCCCCCAGCGGUAUCUCUAGGGCCAUGCACACCAGCGGCUGGAAGAAGAUGGGCGCAAAGCUGGGUUUGGGCAAGAAGAGCCGUAGCAAGCGCUCCCAGACCACUAGCGUCCCUUCUACCGGGUAUGGGUACGAAAUUGCUCUUGAUGGAGCCCGCUCUUCCCCCCGCCUCCAUCCUACCACCUCGGCCGAGUCUAUCAAUUCGGAUUAUUCGAUGGAGGAUGUAGCAGAUGUCAAGUUGGAACCACCUAUUCUGGUCCAAUGGGAAGAGUCCACCCCCGGUCAGCAUAUUCCGUCGCCAAUGGCCGGUAAUAACAACGCAGUUCAAGAUGCUGGCCGCGAGGGUAGGCUUCACAAGGAUGGCAUGGCCGCAAAAGGCUAUACGCCAUAUAUCAGAACGACGCCUGAAGGUGUCGCAAGGCGAUUUACUCGCCCCAGAGUCAGAAGGGCCAUUUCGAGCAACCCCGCAGUCACCGUUGACAAGUCGGCUACCAACAACAAGCCCGCUGUCAGCAGCCCGCUCCGCACUGUCUCGGCCUCGAACCUACGCUCCAAGUUCCUCGCUGUUGAUCACUCUCAGGAUCAGUAUCUCAAGCCUCCCACUGUGGUGGAUCCAUAUGGCUGGGAAGCUGCCUACAGCGGCGAGAAGCUGGAAGCUGAUGAUGAGCAGACCUGCCUGGAGAACUUUGGAUUCGACGAAGCUACUCUUGUCAAGCUGACCUACCGCAGUGCUGGCGGAGAGCGUCGUAAUCUAUUCCACCGCAUGUUCGCCCAUGCUCCGAGGGCAGAGGGUGGUGCCACGGCAACCACCACUCUUGCGCUCAAGGCCUAAAAAAAAAGCGCCUCUCGCUUCAAAAUUCAAUUUCCUACUUGUCUGUCUUCGGUCUGUGCUUUCAACAAUAUACCCCUCUAUCGUUUGGUCUUUUUGCGUUUUCUCUUUUCUUUUUCUUUUUUUUUUUUUUUUUUUUUUCCUAGCGUCUUUACUACAUACAAUAGACUUGGUGUGUGGAGGAACUUUGCUCACGCAAAGGAUUUCGGAAAUGAAAGCACAUUCAUGGGAGAUGCCGCAAACGGGAUGACGAUGAACAUGACUUAUACACUUCAACUCACGUCAACGGCUUUUUUUACUGUUUUCUUGUUUUACAAACUUUUUUCUACCCUUUACUAUAGCACAAAUGGUUAAUAGGGGAAAUAAGGGGUUUUAAAGGGGAGCAAGGCAAAGCAUUUUUCGGCGGCGGGAUGGAUCGAAUUCGGAUCGGAUCGGUGGUCAUUCAUGGUGGCCGGCGGGUUAUCAGGCGCGCACGCGGUUUUAGGCAGGCGGCUUCAUUAUCAUACAUAACUUUCGCUCAUGUCCUUAUGUCCUAUCUUUUGAAGGUGUAACUGUACUCUUAUGUUGCGAAAGAAAGGUGGGAGGCUUAAACCGGUGGGCGAUUGAUUGGUUGGCAGGCAAACCAGGAGGAUAGGCGUUUGUUUUUCACAGGGGUAGCCAUUCAUACAAUGGCUGGAUACAAUUGAACAAGAAUAAUUGAGCAUCAAGAUUCAAGUUA
Messenger RNA from Neurospora crassa OR74A, 2488 nucleotides. RefSeq lists its product as hypothetical. The record is from RefSeq and is a predicted model, not a curated record. Lineage: Eukaryota; Fungi; Ascomycota; Sordariomycetes; Sordariales; Sordariaceae. The transcript has 2 exons. Bases 1 to 1773 code for a protein of 590 amino acids.